Messenger RNA from Trypanosoma theileri, 1179 nucleotides. RefSeq lists its product as uncharacterized. The transcript has a single exon. The record is from RefSeq and is a predicted model, not a curated record. Bases 1 to 1179 code for a protein of 392 amino acids. Lineage: Eukaryota; Euglenozoa; Kinetoplastea; Trypanosomatida; Trypanosomatidae.
AUGGGAAAGGGUGGUGGGAAGCGGGAACUGCAGGAGGAGAAGACACUUCUCUCUGAACUCGGCAAGUUAUUUCACAUAACUCGCGCGAAUGCCCGUGAACAGCGCAUUAAACAACAAGUGUCCAAAACCGCGUCUGCGAACAACGCCGCGAAAGAGACUUCCGACAGUCCACAGCGAGAGAGAAAUAGCAAACAGGAGAAAAAACAAAAAUUAAAACAACAGACACGAUCCAAAAAGUCUCGUAAGAGUACACGUGGAGGGACGGUGUGGGUGGUAUUAAAAGGCGGCUUCGCGCAGGUGCCAACGGAGGCGAAUAGUGCCGUUAUUUCACACAAUAAAAAUUUUCGCGGCCGUCUUUCCGAGCGACGCCGCGUAGAGGCUUUAGAGGCCGCCGAACAAUAUGUGCAGACCGCAUGGCAACAGGCACAAGAGGCCGGUCUUCUCGUGAAGGACGGAAGUGCGCCCAGCGGCGAAGAGGGUUUGCAGUACUUGCGGGAACAGUACGCAGUGGCGGCGGCGAUGUUGAAGCGAGAGGCGGUUGGAUCGCAAUUAAAACAAAUCGUCGAUCAAACAAUACCAAGUGGAUUUGUUAACUCUACAGCAUCAUCCCCAUCAUCCACAACAACAGGUGUAGAAGCCACCACCACCACUACUGUGUGUGAUAAAGAUAAAUGGGCAGAAAUCAUUGCAAGGGAAAAUGUUAUUUUAAACCGAUUUGCAGAUGUUUCUGCGGUGAAGGAUGAUGGUGAACUUGUACACCACGAGGCGGCCCAAAUUGGAUCAAAGUAUUACUUCAACACCUUCGAGCCGCUCGCCCCAGAGAAUAUGGGAUCUGCAGAUAUCACUACAGCAGGACAUGCCGGCAGUAAUAGUGAUGCCCUUCUCGGGGAAAAGGGGCGAGAUAUUCUCCCAUCAAAAUGUAUUGUACGUAUUCGUGGUAGUGGAAAGCAGAAACACACAUCUAUUAUAUGUACCACAAAGGCGGUGAAUUACUUCAAAUCCAAUUUUAUGCAAAUUAUUCGCAAGGAACUUGGAAACUCAAAGCUUCCACGUGGUGAAGAAACUGUGGAAGGUAAGCAGCAACAGCAGCAGCAUCCACCUCAACGUGGCAAUAAUGCUCCCUCUGAGAAUAAUGCUAGUGGUUCAUCAAAGAAUGUUGGGAAAAAGCGACAGAAGUAA